AUGGCAAAGAAGUUGGAUAUGAUUAAAGAUAUUGAUGGCAGGAGGGAGACCCUGAAACUUGGUGUGAGAGUGCUUGAUUUGUGGUAUAUUCAUAACCGCGAAUCCAAUGUGCACCUUGAAAUGAUUUUGAUUGACCAAAUGGGGGACAAGAUACAUUGCAUAGUUAAGAAGGACGAAUUUGAUAUCUGGGAUGGUAAGUUGAAGGAAGGCGAUACAUAUAUCAUGCACAAUUUCAAAAUUGUGAAAAAUGAUGGUCAGUAUAGAGUGUGUGACCAUCCUUUUAAAUUGUUGUUUAUCGGAGCCACCUCUGUUCGUCCCCAACCCAUUGCAAAUAUACCCAAUAGUGUUUACCAGUUUCGGAGCAUAAAAGAGGUAGUGGCCAGUAAUUUCUCUCCAGAUUUGUUGAUUGAUUUGAUCGGUUGGGUAGAUAACGUCAAAGCUAAGGCACAAUCUAAAAACGUUGUUUUUAGUUUGAUGGAUCUGAGUGGUGGAGUAGUUUCUUGUACGUUAUGGGAUGAAUAUUGCAAAAAAUUUUUAGAAAGGUAUAAUGACAAUCCAAAUUCUAACAAGUUGGUUCUCAUUCUUACUCAAGCCAAAGUUAAAGCAGCUACAGGGGAAUGGCCAGUGUCUGUGUCCAAUACAUGGAAUGGGACAAAAUUACUUAUGGAUGAUGCUAUUCCCGAAAUUACACAAUUCAAACAACGAAUGUCUGCUGAUGACUUAACAAUUAUGAGUCAAUCUGGAAGUCAAUUGACUCAGUCCUCCCAAUACAGUGAUGCUGAAAGGUUUGUUUAUAAAUGUUUGGUGAAGAGCGUAUCUGAAAUUCCAUUGAUUAAAAAGGAAAUGAUAUGUGUAACUGUGGCCACAACCACUAAGUUUAGUCUUGAUAACGAUGGGUGGUACUACUUGGUUUGUAAUCAUUGCAACAAAAGAACUAAUGAAACUGGUCCUUUCAAAUGCACCUAUUGUGAUCAAGACAACAACAUGCCGACGUUGAAGUAUAAACUUCAGUUGCAAGUUUGUGAUGAUGCGUUUAAUUAUGCCAACUUCGUGGUGUGGGAUCAAAAAUGUAGAAACAUUAUUGGUAUUUCCGCUGAAGAAUUGCAAAAGAAAAUGAUCAAGGUGGGCGAAGAUGAUCCUAAGUGCUUUCCCGAUGAGUUGGAUGUAAUGUUAGGUUGUACUCUCGCUUUCAAACUUCGAACCCAACCAAGGAACAAAUUUGCGUCUGUCAUUAAAGUGUCUGACUUACCUGAAAUAAUCAAUUACAUUAAGAAGCUUAUACAACCCCUUGGUGAGUGCAGUCAUAAGAACAUAAUUGAUCUAGGAGGUGAUACUUCCACUGGAAUGAUUGUUGAUUUUCGUUCAAAAGGAGUUUGUAAUUUAGCAGCAAACAGUGAUCAUGACUUGAUGAGUUUGAGUGGAACAGCUGACAAUGAUCCUGAUAAUUCAUCUUUGGGUACUCCAUCAAAGAGAAUCGUUCCAAAUAGUGGUGUAUCUGUACAAUCGUCUGAAGACAUAGAGUCUGGUGAACUAUCAGCUACCAAGCCCAUGAAGACUAUCAAGCAAGAGAUCGACUGA
Messenger RNA from Vigna unguiculata (cowpea), 1578 nucleotides. Its product is annotated as replication protein A 70 kDa DNA-binding subunit C-like. Lineage: Eukaryota; Viridiplantae; Streptophyta; Magnoliopsida; Fabales; Fabaceae. The record is from RefSeq and is a predicted model, not a curated record.